CUUAUAUUAAGAGCCCAAAGCUUACAUGACACGCUCCACAUCGGAUUCAGUCUGAUUAAAAGCUAACAACCCUGAAGAUCGGACGGUCGCAAACCGAUAAUAGAAGAUGUACACCGUACUCCUUGCUGCAACUGAUCAUCUCCAAACUAAAACGAGCGCGCAAAUUUUAAAUUAAAUUAUAAAUUAUCCAAAUUACCUCCACCCACAAAAUUAAUUAAAUUGAAAUUAAAUCGUCAUGUUCGAGAAGAAAGGACGAACACUGUUGGCGAAGAGGAAGAAAUCCCUAGGCGCGAUCGAUACGAGGAGAACGAAGAAGAGUCGUGAGAUGGAGGGACACUCUCUCCUUCGAUUCGGUCAAUUGACGAAGCUUUCGUUCGAUAAUCGUCCCCCGUCGAACGCCGCGGAGUCCUCGUCGGAGCUCCGGAAUGAGCUGGGUUCCGUUGAUGGAGACGGCGAUUGCGGAGAGAAGGGAUUCAUUCUCAGCCAAGACUUCUUCUGCACACCUGACUAUAUAACACCGGACAAUCAGAACUUGAUGAGCGCUUUAGACAGCAGCAAGGAUCAAUCUCCUUGUCCUAGGUCCCCUGUUAAACUUAAUACAGUUAAAAGCAAAAGAUGCCGCCAAGACAGUUUCGCAUCAAAAACUUCAAAUUAUACUUGGUCUUCAAAACAUAGAGUAGAUGAACAAGAGCAUGGUGAUAUUGAUACAGAUGAGGUCAUGGUGGAUAAGAUCCAAGCCAAUCAAACGGAGAGGACUGGAUACGUUACACAGACUGCAGUUGCUCUUCGGUCUCGGGUUAUGCCACCUCCUUGCCUCAAGAAUCCAUAUGUGAUGAAUGACUCCGAGACAGCUACUGACCCUUUCGGAUAUCAGAGGUCUAAAUGUGCUAGUUUUCUCCCUGCAGGCAUAGGUGGGAGUGGCUUGUCAAGAUAUCUCACAGACUUUCAUGAAAUUCAGCAAAUAGGCGCUGGGAAUUUCAGCCGUGUAUUUAAAGUUUUGAAGAGAAUUGAUGGUUGCUUGUAUGCUGUUAAAUACAGCACAAGGAAGUUGAUUUUAGAUUCAGAGAGGCGUAAAGCUAUGAUGGAAGUUCAAGCUCUUGCUGCUCUAGGAUUCCAUGAAAACGUUGUAGGAUACUACAACUCGUGGUUUGAAAACGAGCAGUUAUACAUUCAACUGGAACUAUGCGACCACAGCUUGUCCAAGAAAUCUUCGCUUAAGAUCUCAGAGAGAGAGAUUUUGGUGAUUAUGCAUCAGAUAGCUAAGGCGUUACAUUUUGUGCAUGAGAAAGGAAUAGCUCAUUUAGAUGUAAAGCCCGACAACAUAUACAUCAAGAACGGUGUCUGCAAGCUCGGCGACUUCGGUUGUGCAACGCGGUUGGACAAAAGCUUGCCAGUAGAGGAAGGGGAUGCACGUUACAUGCCUCAAGAAAUACUAAACGAAAACUACGAGCAACUUGAUAAAGUGGAUAUCUUCUCUUUAGGUGUCACGGUCUACGAGCUGAUUAGAGGAUCACCUCUUACAGAAUCAAGAAACCAAUCCCUCAAUAUCAAAGAAGGCAAACUCCCUCUCCUUCCUGGCCAUUCGUUACAGUUACAGCAACUGUUAAAGACAAUGAUGGAUCGUGAUCCAACGCGUCGUCCUUCUGCUAGAGAAGUAAUGGAGCAUCCCAUGUUCGAUAGGAUUCAAGGUUGAGAUUCAUAAACUAUCUCACAUGUUGAGAAACUUUUUUUAUUUUUGUUUGUAAAUUAUGGUACUAAUGAUCAUAGUGUACUGGUCAUAGCACCUUAAUUCGGCAUUGGCAACCUUGUUUAGGAGAAAAACUGCCAUUAAAAUUCUCAAAUCAAAUCAAAUCAAAACCAAGAAACCUCUAACUCACUUGCACUAUUUUA
Messenger RNA from Brassica rapa (field mustard), 1890 nucleotides. RefSeq names its product wee1-like protein kinase. Gene Ontology annotation, biological process: protein phosphorylation. The record is from RefSeq and is a predicted model, not a curated record. Gene Ontology annotation, molecular function: protein tyrosine kinase activity; ATP binding. Gene Ontology annotation, cellular component: nucleus; cytoplasm. Lineage: Eukaryota; Viridiplantae; Streptophyta; Magnoliopsida; Brassicales; Brassicaceae.